This is a messenger RNA of Ooceraea biroi (clonal raider ant), 2926 nucleotides long. It is a transcript of the gene Spt, whose product is annotated as Spitting Image. Gene Ontology annotation, cellular component: catenin complex; cytoplasm; membrane. NCBI's taxonomy places the organism in Eukaryota, Metazoa, Arthropoda, Insecta, Hymenoptera, Formicidae. Gene Ontology annotation, molecular function: actin filament binding; beta-catenin binding. Gene Ontology annotation, biological process: cell migration; cell-cell adhesion; cellularization. The record is from RefSeq and is a predicted model, not a curated record.
UUGUGGUUGGUUGCCAUGCCUGGUUAGUUACUAAGUUCACUUUAUUUACGCUCGCCGUUAAACGUACAAAUUUUGAAGUUUUAAAACUAUAAGAUUGAAAAAUAAAAUUUGAUAAUGGAGCUAAAGACGAAGCAAAUGAAAAAUAUGUUGGGACCUAUACAGCAACAGACAAGUAAGCUGCUAACAUUGUUAAUGAGUGUUUCUACUAAUCCAUCCGAAAUUUUAGCUGUGAAGUCAACGCUUUUCGAACAGCAUCAUUCUUUAACUCAGAGAUUUAAAAACUUGACGAAUGAUGACAAUUCUGAUUGUGAAGAAGCUAAUGUAAAAAUUGCUGACGCAAAACACACUUCCCUAUUAAAGGAUAUCGAUGAGCUUAUUAAAAGUGUUAAGAGUAAUACUACUGACAAGUAUGCAGCCAAGCAGAUGACAGAAUUAUUGCUCAGUAAAUUUACGUCUGCUUUACAAGCUUUGGAAGACCUAGAAUGCUUACCGCUGAAACAAAGACUCCAGGACUGUUUGGAUUACGUCAGAGAAAUGAAUAUAGCGAAUGAGAUUGAGGAUCUUCAAAACAUAAAAGAACUUGGCACCUCGAUAUUGGAGAUAUUCGAACCAUUGCAGAAAUAUAGGAGAAGUUUGGUGUCUGUUUUCUUAUCAGAGAAGUUGGCGUUAUUUACUUCACAAUUGUGUACGUCAUUUGAAAUGCUGGUUCAACUAGCUCAGCAGCAACAUUGGUUAAAUGCGCCAAUCUAUGCCUGCAAGAAAUAUAUUUGUGAAAGAAUAUGUGCCUGUUGCGAAAAGAUUUUGGAAUUACUGAAUGGUACGAAUCCAUCGCCAGAAGAGGAAGCUUGUGAGAAACAAAAUCAUUUUGUCUACAGAAUGGACUUGGCACUAGACAUUAUAUUAGAAAUGCCAACCAAACCGCAUGAGGAACAACUAUCUGAAUGUGCAGAAUUGUGGUUGAGACUAGAAGAUGUUUUCUCCCACGCUAUGGCGAUUACUCAAGUGUGUCAGCCAUAUAAUUUCAAAGCCAUUACUGGAUCCUGCCAAUCCAUAGUAUUAGAAUACGAGAAACUAAAGCAGGAAUUACAAUUGGAAACACCAGAUUCAGCAUUAAAUAAUCUGUUUAUGCACACUUUGACCGACGCUCUUUAUCGUCUAGAACGUAAAGUUAAUAUAGCUAUAUUAACUCUCGCGAUGGAAGUAUUCAGCACUCCUUACGCAGCUCUGAAAAAGCUUGUUAUGACGUGCGGCAACUCGUUAAGUGCGAAGAGGAGAUCCAAGAAUGAUCUGAAUGGUCUUGUAGAAGAUUUUGAUCAGCUUUUUGACCAAACUGUGCAGAUUGGAAUAUACGCUAUCGCUUGUUGCAAGAACAUGAAUCGUAACAAUAAGAUCCGCAAUUGCCUCGCGGGAUUCGAAUCUUUGGAGACUGAAUUAAUAUCUGCAGUAACCUCCUUCUAUUUGCAUCCAGAUAACAAAGAAAUGCGCUCAAGUGUCAAGCUAUUGACUACGCAAUGGCAACUAGAGAUGAAUAGGUUUCAAAAUACUGUGAACCUCAUUAUAAAUUCUGCAGCCUUCUGUCACGUAGUUAUGGAUAGCCUUCAAGAGCGUAUAACGGCAAUCUCCGAUUGCCUGGACAAUAGGCAACCAGUAACACAACUUCAGAUACAAGGCAUUGUUCAGCGCGCUUCGUCUUUAUCCAGCCAAAUAACAGCAGUUGUAAAUGACAUUGGCACUGAAAAUAUUGAUCGUCAAACGAUAAUGAUGACAAGGGAAUUGAAAGCAGCUAUAUUUGAAGCCAAUGCAGCUGCCAAGACUCUCUUGGUCGAAAACGCCACGGAGCCGCAACAAUUACGGGUGAUAAAGCGGUGUGAAUUAAUAUUAAAUGUUGUCCAAAGAUUGCAACCUGCCUUAUCUACAUUAAUGAAUAGCACAAUGCUCGAAAAAUCUAGUAGAAGUCGAGAAGAUUCCAAACAUGGCUCCAUUUCAAACGUUACGAAUUUUCCGUCCGUAAUUUAUGGUUUACCACGCAAUGAAAAUAGUUUAGUCUACAUCAGAACACCGUAUACAGUAAAAGCGUAUAAACCACAGGUAUCAAUUCAACUAGCAAAUAGCACAAUUCAGAAGCCAUCAGAUUUGUCGUGUUUGUUAUCUUACAUAAAGAGUGGCCGCACAUUGCGCAGCGAGCAUUCCAUCAUGUAUAACAUGCCGCAUAAAAAUAAGAAUAAGGAUAAGGAUACGACAGAGCCACUUGUCAGAAAUGAAGCAUCCUUCAGGAAUCUGUCUAGCGUCAGACAACACCUUUUCAGUAGAAAUAAUUUUACAGCCAAUGGUAACAUCGAUAUGACUGAAGAGAGUUUGAAUUUAACAGCUGUCUUGGAGAAACUCACCUCGCCAUCUACAUCGGCAAGUUCAACAUUUUCAGCUUGUCAAUCUUUGAAAAAGCAAGACAUAUCUUCUGGACAUGCAAUUAAAGAAAUGGUCACCAACAAGGUAGAUAAGUUGUCUGGAACUGGUAGAUUAGAAACAGAAAUUUGUUUAAAUGGAUCUGCAAUGACGGAGAAGGUGGGUGAGUGCACCAUGUCAGGUGGCGGUGAUGCAUCUUUAAUCAUGGAAACGUGUCAAAAGCUCAGUAGUGUUCGACUCUCAAAUAAUAAGAUUCAAAAGUCAGCAUCAGGGCAGCAUGAAGUGUACAAAAAAAAGAGAAGAUUGAAUUCUUUUUCUAAGUGAGAUAUUAAGUUUUUAAUGCAAAUGUCCCGCAAUUUUUUUUAUUUAUGAUAAAUAGCAUUUAAGAUGUCAGUUGCAUUAGCAUGUAAUUUUGCGUGAGUUAUAACGUAUUAAAUUUAAUAUAAAAUUUAAGUUUGAAUUGUAAAUGGAAUCUAUGAAAGCUUCAUUACGUAAAGCAAUAAAAUAUAUUUUUCAGUAUCUA